GUAGGAUUUUUUUUGUUCUAUGAUUGGUCACUUAUUUAAAAUAGAUCAUAAUUGUAACAGAAAAUAAGAUGAACUUCCGAAUAUACUGGUAUUUGGCGCGCAACGCGCAUUUUGUCUUCGCUCAUUGAAUACUGCUCUUUGGCGCUUGGCUUCAAGACUAAAAUUAUUGAACGGAUUUUAGUGAAACAAUGAAUCCUGAUUUACCAUAUUCUGUCGAAUAUGCAAAAAGUUCGAGGGCUUCAUGCCAAAAUUGUAAGAAAAAUAUCGAAAAAGAUUCGUUAAGACUCGCCGUUAUUGUUCAGAGUCCCGUUCAUGAUGGAAAGGUACCAAAGUGGUAUCAUCCGCCUUGUUUUUUUAUGAAACAAAGGCCAAAAACUACUGCAGAUAUUGCUAAUUUUGAUAAUAUUCGCUGGGAAGAUCAAAAGGAACUUCAAAGGAGAAUUGAGGAAGCAAGCACCCUUCCAUUGCCUGCAUCUAGAAAAGGAAGAAAGCGUAGUGGUGGUGGUACUGCCGCUGCAGGUCCAUUACAUGAUUUUUUAGUCCAAUAUGCAAAAUCUAACAAAUCAACUUGCAAAGCCUGUGAAGAAAAGAUAGUACAGGGCGAGGUCAGAGUAUCAAAAAAAGAUUUUGAAAGUGAGCAUGGCAGAAGGUACGGUGGUAUAGAUAGAUGGCAUCAUCUUGAAUGCUUUGCCAAAGUAAGGGAAAGUUUACAAUUUUAUGAGAGUGGAGAUGCACUUCCUGGCAAAGAUGAACUUUCCAAAGAUGAUCAGAAGAAACUCAAAAGUGUUUUACCAAGAAUUAAGGUAGAUGAUGUCCCACCUGUUAAGAAAAUCAAAGAUGAACCAGAAGAUGCAGAAGAAGAGAAAGAAAUGAAAAAACAAAAUGAUGAAUUAUUUGCAAUUAAAGAUAAAUUAUCCUCUGUAAAGAAACCUGACCUCAUUACUAUGUUAGAAGAAAAUGAACAACAAAUACCAGAAGGUGUUUCAGCUAUAAUAGAUCGUUUAUCGGAUGCAAUUUGUUUUGGGGCUUUAAAGCCAUGUCCAAAAUGUAAUGGACAGCUUGUGUAUAAUUCAGGUACUGGAUACAAAUGUACUGGAGAUUUGACAGAAUGGACUAAGUGUGAAAAUGUCAUACAAGAUCCUAAAAGAAAGAAAUUCGUAAUACCAUCUGAUAUAAAAGAAGCAUAUCCAGAUCUCAAAUCUUUGAAAUACAAAGUUAGAAAACGACUUAUAAAGAUAGCUGUACCAUCAACAUCUAGUGCAGUAAAAAAGGAAGAUGAAGUUGAUUCUGGACCCAAAGUUGAAGCAAAACCCAAGCCAUUAAAACAUAUGCAAUUCUUUAUUAUAGGGCAGAUAGGAAAAGAUAGAAAUACCUUAAAAAAGGAAAUUUUACAUUUAGGAGGAGAGAUAACUUCAAAACUUCAUGAAAAUGUAGCUGCUAUUAUAUCAACACAACAUGAAGUAGAUAAAAUGAGUAAAAAGAUGGAAGAAGCCAAAAGUUUUAACAUUCAAGUUAUUACUGCAGACUUUAUUGAGGAAGCUAAAAAAUAUACGAAACCUGCUAUAUCGCUCAUUGAAAAGAAAACUAUUUCAAGUUGGGGAGGUGACUUGUCUAAUAAAAUUAACGUUCUCACGGAAAAAUCGAAUGUCUCAAAAAGUAAAGGGAAAAGUACAUUUGAAAAAUCAGGAUCUGGUAAAAUGAAAUUGCAAUUGAAAAAAGGUGAAACUGUUGACCCAGAUAGUGGUUUACAAGAUUGUGCACAUGUAUAUCAAGAGGGUAAAAAUAAGUAUAAUGUUACAUUAAUACUUUCAGACAUACAAACUAAAAAAAAUAGCUAUUAUAAGUUGCAGAUUUUGAAGCACGAUAAGAAAGAUGAAUACUGGUUGUUUAGAAGCUGGGGCAGAAUAGGAACUUCUAUCGGUGGUUCAAAAGUACAGAAAUUAUCUCUAGAGGAAUGUAUAGCUCAGUUUGAGAUAUUAUACGACGAGAAAAGUGGAAACUGUUGGAAUCAGAGAGAUAAUUUUGUUAAAGUACCUGGCAAAAUGUACCCAGUGGAUAUUGAUUAUGGGGACGAUGUAUCGGCAAAGUUAGACUCUCAUAUUAAGAGUGAGUUAGAACAGCCAAUUCAAGAUUUAAUGAAAUUGAUUUUCGAUGAAGCGAAUAUGAGAAAGGUGAUGGUUGAAUUUGAAAUUGAUGUAGAAAAAAUGCCGCUUGGAAAAUUGUCCAAAACACAAAUCCAAAAAGCGUAUUCAGUAUUAACUGAUUUACAAGAAGUAUUAAAGAAGAAAGAUGUCGAUUCGGUUCAGUUGGUUGAUGCAUCCAACAGAUUUUAUAACCUAAUACCUCAUAAUUUCGGAGUAUCCGAGCUUAAAGUCUUGAAUACGAUGGAAGAAAUCCAUGCUAAGUGUGAAAUGUUAGACGCAUUACUUGAAAUGGAAAUUGCGUAUUCACUUUUGCAUGUUAAGGCGGAUGCAACAAAGAAUCCACUCGAUACCUAUUACAAGCAACUCAAUACUGAAAUUAAAAUAUUGGAUAAGGAAAGUGAGGAAUAUAAAGUCAUUAAAAAAUAUGUGCAAAAUACUCAUGCAGCAACUCAUACACUGUACGAACUUGAAAUUCAAGAUGUAUUUGUUAUUAAGAGACAAGGGGAAGACAAUAGAUAUAAGCCAUUCAAGAAAUUACACAACAAGAAGUUACUGUGGCAUGGUUCUAGAACGACUAACUUUGCUGGUAUACUUUCUCAAGGUUUAAGGAUAGCGCCACCAGAAGCUCCCGUUACUGGUUAUAUGUUUGGUAAAGGUAUAUACUUCGCGGACAUGGUUUCCAAAUCUGCGAAUUAUUGUUGUACACACAGCGGAAACCCUACGGGUUUGUUAUUGCUUUGUGAAGUGGCAUUAGGUAAUAUGCAUGAACGAUAUCGUGCAGAUUAUAUUGAAAAGUUACCGAGCGGUAAACAUUCAACAUGGGGUCGUGGUCGGACACAACCCGACCCUGAAACUGUUUACAAAACGAAAGACGGUGUUGAAGUUCCAUAUGGUGUGCCUGUAUCUGCUAAAUUACCAAAAAAAUCUGAUUUAUUAUACAAUGAAUACAUUGUAUAUGAUGUUGCUCAGGUAAAAGCGCAAUACUUGCUGAAAAUGAAUUUCAAAUACAAAGAAUAAUAUUUUUUUAAAUAUUUAAGCAAAAUAAAUAUAAAAGUAAGUUUAUAUUCAAUAUAAUUCAGCUAUGUAUGUUAAAUAUUUGGAACUAUUCCAUUAAUAAUACUACCUUCCAUGUUUUUGCCACAGAAAGUGAUGUAUCAAUUUUCAUUUUAUAUGAACAAUAAAUUUAAAAAUAGUAAA
Messenger RNA from Bombus pyrosoma, 3341 nucleotides. It is a transcript of the gene Parp1, whose product is annotated as poly [ADP-ribose] polymerase. The record is from RefSeq and is a predicted model, not a curated record. The coding region runs from base 189 to 3161 and encodes 990 amino acids. The transcript has 5 exons. Gene Ontology annotation, cellular component: nucleus. Gene Ontology annotation, molecular function: NAD binding; zinc ion binding; NAD+ poly-ADP-ribosyltransferase activity. NCBI's taxonomy places the organism in Eukaryota, Metazoa, Arthropoda, Insecta, Hymenoptera, Apidae.